UUGAUGUGUGACGGCAAGCAUGGAGAAGUUCGUUGGUAAACACCUACGACUUUUAGAAAAGGAGAGGGAGACUGAAAUAGAAGAAACAAGAUGUUUGACAGAAAAAUUGCCAAUCAAAGAGUUACAGAGGAGAGGUAUAUGCCUCCCGAAACUUUGCAUUGUGGGAAGAAGGACAGGAUUUUAUGGGAGAAUUGUCAUCACUUUUGAGAUGGGCAGGAAUCAACAGGAGCUGCCUUCCCACAAAUUCACUCCAGGUGACAUUGCUGGGUUAAGCCAGUCUUCAGGUGAGCAGCCUGAGGAUAUUGGUUCCGGAAUCGUUACCAGGGCCAGUAAGACCUCUGUUUGCAUUGCCUUUGAUGACAACCAGGAUCUCUUUCUUCUAAGUGAUGAUGGCCCUUACAAACUGCAGAAACUAGCCAAUGAUGUCACAUACAAGAGGUUGAAAAAAGCCCUCCGUGAGCUGCAGUCUCUCCCUCCUUGUCCAGUCAGCCAACUUGUAGGAGUUCUGUUCGGGGAAAGGGAGCUUACUCCACCAUAUAUUACUAAAGAAAUUACAUUUGUGAAUCAAAACCUUGAUGAUUCUCAAAGAGAGGCUGUAAGAUUUGCCUUGUCGCAGCCAGAGGUGGCUGUGAUCCAUGGCCCUCCAGGUACAGGGAAAACAACUACAGUGGUGGAGGCCAUCACUCAGGCUGUCAAACUCGGCAAUAAGGUGCUGACCUGUGCCCCUUCAAACAUUGCCGUAGACAACCUGGUGGAGAGACUUGCCCGAAACAAACUGAAAAUUGUUCGACUCGGCCAUCCUGCACGUGUUCUGCCACAUAUUCAGAAAUACUCACUUGAUGCCAUCUUGGCCAACAGUGAGGAAACAAAAUUAGUGGAAGAUGUACGCAAGGAUAUUGAUAAGGCCUGGUCACAGAUGAAGAAAACUAGGGAUAAAGGAGAGAAGCACACACUGCGUGGAGAAAUGAAAUUCCUUCGGAAAGAAUUAGCGCAACGUGAGCAAGCAGCUACAAAGGAGAUCUUGAAAAGAGCAGAUGUUGUCUUAGCAACGCUGACAUCAGCCUCACCAGAAGGACCAAUCAAAUUUCUAGAUGCGAAUCACUUUAAUUUGACAGUCAUUGACGAAUGUUCUCAGGCAAUUGAGGUAGCUUGUUGGAUUCCGCUUAUGAGAGCCCCAAGAUGUGUUCUUGCUGGAGACCACCUGCAGUUACCUCCCACUAUCCUAAGCCAAGAAGCAGCCAAAGAUGGACUGGAAGUAACCUUGAUGGAGAGGAUAAUUGACCUCUACCACACCAAGGUCAUUCGUAUGCUGACCACCCAGUACCGCAUGCACCAGCUCAUCAUGCAGUGGUCUUCUGACCAACUCUACCACAGCAAACUGACCGCUCACCCAACAGUGGCUGGUCAUCUUCUUGGUGACAUGGAGGGCGUGAACAUUGAGGAGGAGGAGGCUAGUUUCCCAUUACUGAUGAUUGACACGGCAGGGUGUGACCUGAAUGAGAUGGACACACCUGAGGAAAUAUCAAAGGGGAACGAAGGUGAGGCUGACAUUGUCAGUAGCCAUGUAGAGAGGCUGAUAACAAUAGGAGUUAAACAACAGGAUAUAGCCGUCAUCGCACCCUACAAUUUACAGGUAGAGCUGUUACGUCUCAGAAUCUGGCCGAAGUUUCCAGAUGUGGAGAUAAAAUCUGUUGAUGGCUUCCAAGGACGUGAGAAAGAAGCAGUGAUCAUCACGCUAGUGCGAAGUAACAGAAGAGGUGAAGUCGGAUUUCUGUCGGAGAGACGAAGAAUAAAUGUAGCAGUGACGAGGGCACGACGCCACCUAGCAGUGAUUUGUGACAGUGAGACCGUGUCACAUGACGAGUUUCUGAAGUCCCUUGUAGAUUACAUGGCAUCCCAUGGAGAAGUUCAGACAGCUCAGGACUACAUAGACUCUGGAGUUUUCAACAACAAGAGUGUUCGUCCCGAACAUCUUGAUGACCUCUUGACCUUGAACUCUGUUAGCAAGAGUAAAGGAUCUGGAGCCAGGCCGAAGUCAUCUGUAUCAAAACCCAAACACAGCCACAGUUCUGAUAGUAGGAAUAGUACCACAUCUGCCAUUGGUUCUUCAAGGGAUCGAAGGAACAGGGACAAUGACAAAAAUAUUUGUGAUGAGGCCAUGACAGAGAAGAAAACAGAAAAGUAUCGUGAGAUACUUGAAAAGUUUGUUGCCAAUGCUGACGUGAAUUGUAUGGAAUUCCCACCAACACUCACGUCUUUUGAAAGAAUGCUAGUACACGAGCUGGCGGGAAAGCUGUCCUUAACUCAUGUGAGCAAGGGAGAAGAUAAGGGGAGGUUCAUUGUUGUGUCCAAGCCUGGUGGUCAGUCUGUAUCCGUGACCACCGAGACCUCGGUUCAGUCCACAGAGGUACCAGUAGUUAUCGAAAAUACUGGACAUUUGGAUGAGAUCCCAAGUCAGAAGAAAGAAAAACAGAGUGACAAGUUGGUCUGUCCACACUGUAACAAAGACGUAAUCAGGGCAAACUUUAGUCUGCAUGAAAUCCAUUGUUUACGACAACAAAGGGACUGUUCUGCAAAAGCGUCUGAAAAAUCUCAAAAAGCUUCUUCUCGUAAGGAUCAAACAAAACAACAAAAUGGGACGAAAAAGCUGCGUCCUCCAAGUGCAACUGCCAAAAUCGAAAAAGUGGAUGCCGAUGACUUUGAUGGGUUGAUAGCAGCAGCGCAGAAACUUGAUGAAGUUUGUGGUUUCAAGAAAUGUAAAGUGAAAGUGAAGACCUUGGGUCAAAACUGUGAGUUCUGUAUGAGACGCUUUUGUCUGUCCCAUCAUAUCCCGGAGAUCCAUGGGUGUGGAGAGGUAGCUAAGGCGCACGCGCGUUCCACUCACAUCAAAGAGGGUGUGCUGUAUCGUAGUAGCACUACCAAGCCAGCACCUCCAGAUCCAAAACGCCAGGCUGCUCUCCACCGGAAGCUCGACAAAAAAUUAAGUGAUUUGACUUCACAGCGCUCAAAAUCUGGGAAAAAGAACAAUAAAUGAUAAAUAUAACAUUCUGAAUUAUUCUGAUUCCUAAUGGUGCUGUUGAGAAUUUUUUUUUAUCUUAUUUUCACGGAUGAUUCCUUCAAAUAGAUUCCUCAUCUACAUGGAGUUUAAUUUCCAGUAUCUUGUGUGAUAAUAACCAAAUGGAAUCAGACAUUAAUGAAACGCAAUAUUUUGUGACUUUGCUAUAUACAGCUCUUAGGUAAUAAGUCCAAGUUCAAUUUUUCAAAAGUUGGUAAUUGAAUGUAUGUACUCACUGUACGAUCUAACAUUAAUAGCUUUAAAUGUUCAUACCGACCUCCUGAACUCGACACUUCUUCAUCAGCUGCUUCCUUGAUCUUACUUUAAAAUGACUGUGAUAGCAUAUGUAUAUACAUACCAUUAAUACAUAUAUCGUAGUAACUUAUUUACUGGUCAAGGUUGAUUUGAUAUUCAUGAGCUUACUCCAAAUAUCCUGAUUUCCGUGGUAGAUGUUGACUCCUAGAGGUCAAACUUACAACACAGUGUUGCGAAAGAUGCAGUUGAAGUUGACACUGGGCAAGUGUAUGGUCCCCUAUCAUGAUCGGGUUGGGAAAUCAGCUAUUCAUUAUAUUCAUUAUUGUGGUUUUGUUGUCAGUACGCGUCCUCAAAUUAUGUUUUUGUUGAUUCAGUAUUUUCCUUGUUAUUUUGGCAAUAUUUGUUAACAGAAAUGUGAUAUACAUGACCAAGUAAUGUAUACAUAAAUGUAAGACAUAAGAAACGAUGUCAUUAAAUUUUGAUUUUGAAUGAAUAAAUGAUAUUUUA
This is a messenger RNA of Mizuhopecten yessoensis (Yesso scallop), 3817 nucleotides long. RefSeq names its product DNA-binding protein SMUBP-2-like. Bases 20 to 3034 code for a protein of 1004 amino acids. The record is from RefSeq and is a predicted model, not a curated record. Lineage: Eukaryota; Metazoa; Mollusca; Bivalvia; Pectinida; Pectinidae. Gene Ontology annotation, molecular function: zinc ion binding; RNA binding; ATP hydrolysis activity. The transcript has 16 exons.